Molecule: messenger RNA, 2631 nt
Organism: Cyprinus carpio (common carp)
Lineage: Eukaryota; Metazoa; Chordata; Actinopteri; Cypriniformes; Cyprinidae
Product: kelch-like protein 26
Molecular function (GO): protein binding
Source: RefSeq, a predicted model, not a curated record
UGUCAUGAUAACACUGCGCGCGCUGCAGCCAAAAUCUAUUAUUAGUCCAUCAGUAACAAACACAAAUAAAAACGCACAGCGGGCGGCCGUGUAACGUGACUGCAGCUCGGGUCAUACGAAGAACCACAAACAGACUUAAAACAGCAUUUUUACAACAACCUUUAGUUUUCUCUUCCACCGUUACACAGAAAGUAAACCCGUUCGCAGUCUGCAGCUGUUUCAAGGUUUCCAAUGUCUCAGUACAAAACCAGAGGGAAACUAGAGAAAAAGGUAGCAGAUAAGUCCAUUCAUCCCCAGUCUUCUGUGAAAAGCAGACAUGCAGCAGGUGAAGACAGAAGAGAAAAGGAAGCUGGAAGUCACAUCGCAUCAUCAAGUCUAAAAAGAAAUGUUAGAGAAAAAAAGUCAAUCGUCCCUCCAACUCCUCCCACAUCAACCCAUUCCCCGCCCACUUUCAGAAAACCUCCUCCUGUAGAGCCUCUCUUUGACCCGGAGCUCCGCCCCUUUGUGUUUCCCACACACUGCGACGCUCUCUUCGCCUCACUGCGAGGACUCAAGGAGGAGGGGCUUCUGCUGGACUGCAGUUUAAAACUCCUGGGCAACUCCCACAAGGCUCACCGACUGGUGCUGGCUGCUGUCAGUCAAACGACAGAGGCGUGGCUGUUAUCUGGAGAGGCGGGGCUUAAGGAAGUGGAGCUGGAUGGAGGACGGGUGACUCCUGCAGGACUGAAGGCUGUACUGGACUUCAGCUACAGUGGAGAAGUGGACAGAGGAGAAACGGAUGAGGUGCUGGAAGCCUGUAGGUGUUUAGGGGCAGAGAGACUCGAGCGACUGUGUGGCAAAGAUGUUGUGGUCAGCGGGAGCGAAGAGAGAGAAAGAAGCCUGAGGUUCAUCCGAACACUGUGGGAGAGAAACAUUGGCUGUGAUGUCAUCAUACAGACAGACAGUGGAGACCGUUUCCCUGCUCAUCGUGUCAUAUUAGCAGCAGGUGCGGACUACUUUCGCGCUCUGCUCUGCGGAGGGUUACGGGAGUCAGGUGAGGGUGUGGUGUUACUGCGCGGCGUGAUGUCAUGGGUGCUGUGCGAUCUGCUGGACUUCAUUUACUCUGGCCAGCUGAACCUGAGCUGCAGGAAUGUGUGGGAUCUGACAGAAGCAGCUUCACAGUUUCAGCUGCAGGGGGCGCUGGCGCUGUGCUUAAACUUCCUGCAGGAUAAUAUGGAUGAAACAUCUUGCCUGGAUAUUCUGGCCUUGGCUGAAGCCUACAGUCUGGAGGAUCUGGGCAGACGGGCAGAGGACUAUGUUUUAGCCCACUUUCAGAGGGUCGCAGAUGGGGAGAAGUUCAAGGAUCUGCCCUUCGUCCAGCUGCAGCGUCUCCUGGAGAGAGAUGUGCUCAAUGCAGACAGUGAGCUGGCCGUGUUCAGAGCCGUGGUGAACUGGGUGGAGAUUGAUAAAGACCGGAGACUGUCUCAUCUCUCACGCUUGAUGCACAGCGUUCGGUUCGCUCUCAUGAGACCAGAGGAGCUGCAGGAGGUGCAGGACUGCAAGCUGCUGCUCAGGAGUUCAGGAGGGAAAACAGCGCUGGAAACUGUGAAAAAUCUCCUGCAUGCUGAUCGGAGAACAUCAGACUGCAAACCACGAACACCGAACCAGGUUUUGGUGCUCGUUGGUGGAGAUUGUGUGAAUGAAAAUUUCGAGCGUCGAGAGCCGAACCUGUGCCUGUGGUUUGCCCAGCACUUCAUGUGCGGAGAGGGACUCAUCCGAACCAUCGAGUGGAGACCUUUAGCAGACCUCCCCGAGCCGCCACGCUUUCGCCACUGUGUGUGUGUCCUCAACAACACACUCUAUAUCCUCGGAGGCCGGAAGUACUACGGUGCCCUGGACAUACUGAAGACUACUCUGAGAUUUGAUCCUGCUCAGGGCAGAUGGGAGCGUCUUCCUGACAUGUCCAGACCCAGGGAUUACUUCGCUGCUGUGUGUCACAGAGGGAAGGUGUUUGUCCUGGGCGGAAACUGUGAUGACGUGAACUGUCUGGACUCAGUGGAGUGCUACACACCUGAGGACAACACCUGGAGGUUGUGUCAUCCUCUGGACGCUGCUCUCUGCGGUCACGCCGCGGCCGUGUUGAACGGAGAGAUGUUUGUUUCUGGAGGGUGUGACUCUCGUCUGCGCUGCUGUCCGUGUCUGUGGAUCUACGACCCGGUGCACAGCUGCUCAGAACGAUCACCCAUGACAGCAGGAGCGGGACGGGCAGGUCACGUGAUGCUGGUUUCGGGACAGCGAUUGGUCGUGGCCGGGGGGUUGCAGCCAGUGUGGGCGGGGUUUGGAGACCAGCUGCAGUGUGAGUCGUAUGAUCCUGUUCACGACUCCUGGACGUCUUUCCCCGUGCUGCCCCGACCGCACCUCUCACCCGCGGCGGCCGCUCUUGACGGACAGCUGUAUGUUUUGGGAGGGUCUUCGGCUGAUUCUGCCCGUGAUACAGCAUGGGUGCACCGUUAUGAUCCACAGGGAAAGUGCUGGGAGAAACUGGGAGCAAUGCCGCGACCUUACGCGGAUCUCGCCGCAUGCGCUUUACAGCUGCCUGUCAGUCUGAAGAGCUGAAAGAGCGCUUCAGAUGAAUAUUUAUUAGUGUAUUCU